AUGAUUUUCAGCAUUGCAUUCAUUACAGCAGUAGUGCACUGUGAGCCACCAGUAUACAGACCUAGCUACCAAAAUGGCUACACGAGGCCAGUUUCUAGCUAUUUACCGCCAGCCACAGGAUAUACACCACCAAAUAAUUAUCUACCCCCAAACACUGGCUACCCAUCAGAUUUCAACGGAAACGGUCAAGGUUUUGUUCAAGGUCAUCAUCACGGACACGGUCAAGGUCACGGACAUAAUCACGGACACGGCGACGAAAGUGAAGUUGUAAGUAUAUAG
This is a messenger RNA of Leptosia nina, 279 nucleotides long. The record is from the annotation of a GenBank genome assembly. Lineage: Eukaryota; Metazoa; Arthropoda; Insecta; Lepidoptera; Pieridae.